This is a messenger RNA of Cololabis saira (Pacific saury), 1069 nucleotides long. RefSeq names its product relaxin-3 receptor 1-like. Gene Ontology annotation, biological process: G protein-coupled receptor signaling pathway; immune response. Gene Ontology annotation, molecular function: neuropeptide receptor activity. NCBI's taxonomy places the organism in Eukaryota, Metazoa, Chordata, Actinopteri, Beloniformes, Belonidae. The transcript has a single exon. Gene Ontology annotation, cellular component: membrane. Bases 76 to 1065 code for a protein of 329 amino acids. The record is from RefSeq and is a predicted model, not a curated record.
UCACUCCAAGAUCCCGCAUAAAACGCAGCACUGGCGUCUAAAGUAUCCUCAGUUAUUAUUCUACCUGUUGGAAUCAUGAGUGAAGGAAACGAGAGCGUGUGCCUGAACGGAUCUGUGCUGGACCUGGACUGGUUCGGCACCCUGGAGGACAUCGACGUGUCUGCGGACGGCAGCCCGGUCCUGCGGCUGCUCAUCUGUCUGGUGUACUGCGCCGUGUGCGCCGCGGGGCUGCUGGGGAACCUGCUGGUGCUCUUCUUCCUCAGGGGCAAACAGGAGAGGAGGAAGUCCAGGGUCAACUUCUUCGUGCUCAACCUGGCGGUGACGGACCUGCAGUUCGUGCUGGUGCUUCCCUUCUGGGCCGCGGACACGGCCAUGGACUUCAGCUGGCCCUUUGGAGACGUCAUGUGCAGGAUCGUGCUGUCCGUCACGGUGAUGAACAUGUACGCCAGCGUGUUCUUCCUCACGGCCAUGAGCGUGACCCGCUACUGGUCCCUGGCCUCGGCCCUGGAGAACAGGACCGUGUUCAGGAGGAGGUGUUCGGCCAAAUGGAUCAGCGCGGUGAUCUGGACGCUGGCCACCCUGGCCACCGCGCCCACCUCCGUCUUCUCCUCCGUCACAAACGUAACUGGAGAAAAGCUGUGUCUGCUGAGGUUCCCGGGGGGACAGUACUGGCUGGCGGUUUACCACAUCCAGAAGAUAGUGGUGGGGUUUGUUCUGCCCAUGUGCGUGGUGUCCGUCAGCUACUUCAUGCUGCUGCGCAUCAUCCAGACGCGCAGCAUGAAGACCAGCAACCCCAAACGGAGAUCCCGAGUCACCAAGUCCAUCACCAUCGUGAUGCUGUCCUUCUUCCUGUGCUGGAUGCCCAACCACGCCGUCACCCUGUGGAGCGUGCUGGUGAAGCUGAACGCUGCCCACUGGGACAAAUCCUACUACAUAGUGCACACCUACGUGUUCCCGCUGACCGUGUGCCUGGCGCACACCAACAGCUGCCUCAACCCCAUCAUCUACUGCCUCAUGAGGAAGGAGUUCCGAGACAAACUGCGAGGUCUGAUACACGGACGGUAGUCUG